GUCAUUACUAUGGUGAUUCAGCCACUGAUCUAUAAAUAAAUAUUUAUAGAUCAGUGGAUUCAGCGAUGCCGGAGCACUGUGCGGCGUAUUCCUGUGCCAAUAGGCGGACGGUAGCGAGCAGAGCUCAAGGAAUAACUUUUCACAGAUUUCCUAAAGACAGAAAUGUGAGGAAGAAGUGGGAGAUCGCUCUAAGGAGGGAGAAAUUCACAGCAAGUGACUCAUCUGUGCUGUGUAGUGAACACUUCAGAGAGCAGGAUUUCGACAGGACAGGACAGGUUGUCCGCCUUAGAGAUGGCGUUAUUCCAUCCAUCUUUAAGUUUCCAGAUCACCUCCAAAGACCAGAAAAAAGCAGGAACACAUCUGCCUCCAGAAGAUCUGAGGAGAGCCUGUCUGAGAUUCCUCAGGAUGACCCGGUGGCCUCAACCUCACAUUCAGAACCUCAGCCUAAAGAUGCCAGAUUCUCCGGAGCUUUGGAAAGAGUUAAUAUAUUGGAGCGAGAAAAAAGAAUGCCAAGGCGCGUGAAAAGAAGACCAACGUGAAGAGUCUUCUAGCACAAUUAAGUGAAAAGAACCUCAUUACUGAAGAGCUCAAAGACAGACUUGAGUUCUACUCAGGUGGCUUUGUUCUGUGGAUGACAAGCCUGGCCUGAACAAAAUUAUGCUGGAUAUGCUGGAGAAAAGACGGACGGACGACCAAGCUAAAUAUGGGCGUGUUGCAGUCAUGUUAGAUUCCAUGGCCAUAAGAAAACAUGUGCAAUAUAAUCCGCACAAGCAGUCAAUGUCUGGCUUUGUAGACAUGGGUGAUGGAAACAAUGAGACUGAUGUUGCUACUGAGGCGCUUGUGUUCCUGGUGGUUGGCCCUCAAGGACAUUGGAAGGCUCCCAUUGCAUAUUACCUGAAGAAGACUCUGUCUCCAGACACACAAAGGGUCCUUCUCACUCAUGCUUUGGAGGAGCUGCAUGCAUGGGGUAUUCAGGCGGUAUGUGUCACAAUGGAUGGCCAUGCUACAAACAUCAGCAUGUGCAAUCAACUUGGUUGUGAGCUGAGGGGUAACCCACAAGAACCACUUAAAACCAGUUUCCCACAUCCGUGGACUGGUGACCAAGUAUUUAUAAUGAUGGACGCAUGCCACAUGCUGAAGUUGGCACGUAAUAUGUUGCAGUCGUACAGUCCGAUUGCAUCUACCAGUGGACAGAUAAAUUGGAGGUACAUCGAUCAGCUCAAUGAUGUGCAAAAAAAAGAUGGACUGCAUGCUGCAAAUAAAAUUACAGACCAGCAUGUCCACUUUGAGAACCAGAAAAUGAAGGUUUCCCUCGCUGCACAAACACUGAGUCGCUCAGUGUCAGUGGCUCUCCGCACAAUGCAAGAUCUUGGGUACUCUCAGUUCAGAGACUGUGAGGCAACAGCAGAUUUCAUCGAGAUGAUUGACAGUCUCUUUGAUAUUAUGAAGGGACGCAAUCCUCGUGCCAAAGGAUUCAAAGCUCCUUUCAGUGCUUUGAAUUUGAUAGAGAGGAAAGCAUUUUUGUCAAGGGCCAGAGAGCACUUGCUCACUUUGGCGACAAAAGAUGGAACACCCCUCCACCGCUCCAAGAGGUCUAUUAAAAAAAAGAGCAUUAAAGUUGAAAGUUCAAGAAAAUUACUGCAUGAGUUCAUUGAAACAGUUCCAGUUUUUGUUCCAUGCAUCGAGUUCAUAAGAUGCCUCAUUCUCUAUCAGGUUCAUAUGAUACAGUGCAUUUUCUUUUUGUUUUGUCUGCCAACAUGAUGCUCUUUAAUUACAAUGUUUUUCUGUGUCCAGCUGUAUUAGUCAAAAUUAACGUGUAUUCAGUGUUUUUCAGGUCCCAGAUGCAUAUAAAUCAGUUUUUUUCCCCCAACAUUAAGAUUUGUCUGUGUCAAAAAGAGAGUUUGCAUGUAGGAGGGAUGUUGUCGUUUUCUGCCGCUUAUCCUGGUCCGGGUCGCAGGGCCAGCAGCUUCAGGAGGAAGGCCCAGAUCUCGCAUUCCCAAGCCAGGCAAGAGAUAUAAUCCCUCCACCUGGUCCUGGAUCAGCCACGAGGCCUCCUCUCGGGAGGCGUCCAGAAGGCAUCCUGACCAGAUGCCCGAGCCACCUCAGCUGACUCCGGUUAAAGAAAAAAAAAUUCUGUUCUGGUUAAAAUUUAAAUCUGCAGUUUUGUUUUCAUUUGAAUUGUCUUAUAUUAAGUGUGUUGCAGGUCCUAGAUGCUUCUAAAUGGGUAUGUAUUAUACAACAUCAUGUACAUGUAACGCAAAAUGGUAAGUAUUGCAUAUGUUCUUGUUCUCAAGUUUUUAUCUGCUCUGGUAGCUGCUUUUCCUUCUCCGAGUUUGCACCCAAGAAAUGCAACUUUUUUCUUUUGCAGGUAUUUGUCUGUCAUUGGAUUUGUCAUUAACAUCGACACACUGAUGGUAAUGAUUCCAGAGCUCCUCCAAGUUCAGCGGUAUGUUCUAACAUACAGAUUUAGCCAGGAUCACUUGGAACUCCUGUUUAAUUCCAUCAGAGUGUCAGGUGGCUGGAAUAAAAACCCCUCUGCGAGCCAGUUCCAGGCCAUUUUCUGCCGCUUGAUGGUUCGAUGUGGUGUGUCACCCAGUGAGACUGGCAAUGUUGCAGCCCAAGAUCAGACUGUGUCCCUAGCUGCAGUAGAGAUGUCCUCUCCAGAAACAGCUGAAGAACAUCCAUCUCCAUUUGCAAACAUUUCGGCCGUUGUGACAGAUCACAGUUACCUGCCCACUCGGUUUGGGGGACUGGUGGAAAAUGCCAUAGUCUACAUCGCAGGAUUUGUGGUCCGGCAAAUUCUGCAAAAGCUGUCCUGUGAUAUAUGCCGUGCAAGCUUGGUGAGAGAUGCUGUACCGUUGUGGAGUUGAAACAACGAGACGGGGGAUGUAGGAAACCUGACAGAGAAGAAGGAUGUCAAAUGAGAAGAAACCUGCUGACCACGGCCAUGCUGUCGGACUCAUCAUCUUUGUGCUCGGUCUGGGAACUCUGCUGCCCUGGAACUUCUUCAUCACGGCCUCACAGUAUUUCAACGAGCGCCUCGCAGCACCAAACACCACCGCUAACGGCAGCUCAGACAGCACGUUCAAAGACUACAACUAUGACAGCUGGAUGGCUUUGCUCUCCCAGCUGCCCCUGCUGCUCUUCACCCUGCUCAACUCCUUCCUGUAUCAGUGGGUGAGGGAGCGUUUCCGUGUGGCCUUCAGUCUGGUCAGCAUCCUCCUCCUCUUCUCCCUCACUGCUGCUCUGGUCCAGGUCCCCAUGGAGCCUGACGCCUUCUUCUCCGUCACCAUGGCAACCAUCUGGUUCAUUAACAUGUUCGGUGCAGUGCUGCAGGGCAGUCUGUUCGGGGUGGUCGGUCUGUUUCCUCCUCGCUACUCCACUCUGUUCAUGAGCGGUCAGGGUCUGGCCGGGAUCUUUGCUGCCGUCGCCAUGCUGUGCUCCAUCCUGACUAAGCCGGAUCAAAGCUCGGCUGCGUUGGGAUACUUCAUCACUCCGUGCGUGGCCACUCUGGGGACUCUGAUGUGUUACCUGCUGCUGCCUCACCUGGAAUUUGCCCGUUUUUAUUUGAACAGAAGUCAGGAGACGUCGCAGGAGCUCCUCAGCAGCACAGACAAAAGCGUCGUGAACAUCAAUGAAAAAGAGCUGGAGGCUGAAAGAACGUACGUCAGCGAACCAGAGGAGCGUUCCUCCGUCCUGGCCGUCUUCAAGAAGAUCUGGCUGAUGGCUCUGUGUGUGACGUGUGUGUUCGCCGUCACCCUGUCGGUGUUUCCCGUCAUCACAGUUCGAGUCCGGACAGUUUUCAGGGACAACAGCGCCUGGGACAAAGUGUUCACCUGUGUUUGCUGCUUCAUCGUUUUUAACGUCAUGGACCUGGUGGGUCGCAGCGCUCCGUCUCUCCUCCAGUGGCCGUCGAAGCAGAGCCGCUUGUUUCCAGCCGCCGUGCUGCUUCGUCUGGUCUUCAUCCCUCUGCUCAUGCUGUGCAACAUCCAGAACUCCAACGUCACCGUCUUCAGUCACGACAUCUGCUUCGUCAUCAUCAUGGCUCUGUUCUCCUUCUCUAACGGAUACCUGGCCAGCCUCUGCAUGGCCUACGCCCCACAGUUGGUGCGCUCUAAGGACUGUGAGACAGCCGGAUCUCUGAUGACCUUCUUCCUCGUUCUGGGUCUGGCUGUGGGAGCGUCGUUCUCAUUCCUGCUGGGAAAACUGGUCUAGAUCACCUCAUGGAACUUUGUUCAUGACUGGUGGAAAAAUAUGAUCAGGAUGAAACAAGGUGGAGCGUCUCAGUCGAUGAAACGGCUUAAAAAAUAACCCCAAAGCAAGUAAAAGCACUUUGAGUUUGCACUGUUAUUCUAUUGGCACAUUCAGAACAGAAUUAUGUCUUAUCUUGAUCAACACACCUGCAUUAGAUAGAUCACAAGUCAGUGAGCCGCACUUUUAUUAAAGGAGACGGUAAAAUGCUGAAGUCUGAACGUACCGACCUCCUGUCUCUUCUGCUCAUUAGUAGAGGCCAAAAAAAGUCGUCCUCGCAGUGAACACCACACUGGAUUCAGACCUUACAUCACUGCACUGCCUCUUCCCCAAAUUUCUGAAAAACCUUCAGGAAGAAAAUUCCAAUAAUUCCUUAAAAAUUCUCUUAAAAAUUUUAUUUAAAAAAAAUCCCCCAAAUUUGGCAAGAAAAUUCUUGUAAAUGUUUUCAAAAGAUGAGUAAAAAUCUUCCAAAAAAUCCUAAAAAUAUCUAGAGUGAUUACCUACAUAUCAGUAAAACGUCUAAUAUUUUCUUUAAGAACAUUCACAUAAAAAUCAACCAAUUUUGGUUCAUUUUUAGGUGAACAUUCUUAAAGAAUUUUUUUUUAACAUUUCUUUUUUUUCCCACCAAAAAAUGUUCAAAAUUUUCCCAAAAAAUUUAAAAAUGUCUACAUUAGAAGUUUCACUGUGAAAAUAUAUUUUUUAAAAUAUAUUUUUUCCACAUUUUCAAACUUUAAAACGGUUUAAUUUGACCUGGAGAAUGACACGAGGGUUAAAGACUCACAGAGGCUCUGCAGAGUUUGGUAACUCAACCAAACAGGAGCGGUCCAGAGCUGGACGCUCCUCUGUGGUUCUCCGAUGGUGGAACCAGUUCCCAAGCUCUGUUGUUCUAAAAUUAUAAAGACUGAAGAAACGGUUCCACGAAGAGCCAGUCCACAAAUCCAUCCUGAUGAGAGGAUCAAAUGCAACAUUUUUGGUCCAAAAUAUUGAAAGUUGGCAUCAGAUGUGUGUUUAGAUGAAUAAAUUAGCUGCUCUUUGACAAGUUAGUUCCUGAUUUAAAUCACAUUUUGUCAUUUGAAGUUGCGUCACUUUGGCAGAUUCAUUUCUCAGCUGCUUGUUUGGACGAUAUUGGAGAGCUUUGGUUUGUUUUGGUAAAUGUAAGAACAUGCAAAUUCUGCUUUUAUGUCAACAGUAGUAUCUGAAAACCUUCAGAUAAUAAUGAAUGAGUUACCAGACUGUUCCGUCUGCAGAGUCUCUCUCAGUCUUUAAGAAAAAAACUAAAAACCAGCUCUUCACUAAAAAAAAACUCCAAAAAACAAACAAAAAAACCCCAAAUCCUUUUCCAUCUGCACUGCCUGCAGACACCACGUUCUUAUUAUCUCCUGAAUUAGUUUUAUGGCUCUUAUCCAGUUGUUUUCUCCUGACUAGAUCCUUGUUUGUAUCGUAUCUACUCUCAGACGUACGUCGCUAUGGAUAAAAGCGUCUGAUAAAUGAAGCUGUAUAAACUGUAAACCUGAAGCUCACCUCAUCUGAGUGUGAACCUGUGAUUGGCUGAAGGCUCUUCUAAAGCCUGAAGUCAAGGUUUCCAGUCAGACCACGUGGAUUACUACAUCUUGGAACGUUAGUGUAGAUUUUUAAAGAAAAAGAAAAACCGUGCCUCCUCCAGCUUUAAGGGAAUCUGUUUGUGUGUUUAAAGUGUCAAAUUUCUGCUUUCAGGCUUUAGAAGUCGUAGGGGUGGAGAAUAUUACGGUGUGAGGUCCCUGCUAGCACUGGUUUGUUUUGUGCAGUCAUUCUUAUUCAAUUAUCAAAGAAUUUUACUGCUAACGUAAAUAUAUAUGUAUAUGUGCUCCACAAACACCGUCUGUGUUGACCACUGUGAGCUUUAAGGGUUAACAGAUGUUUAAUUUGAAGUUUUCUCUGACUAAACAUGAAAUGAUUCAUAAUAAUGUUAAUGAUAAUUAUUAUUUCAUUAUAUAAGUCAGUAAUUAAUGCACAGAAGUCACACACUGCUGAUUUUUAUAUUUUGCGUUCUGUAUUUAUUUGAUUCUUGUGUUUUAUGAGGGCUUUAUUAUAACAACGUGUCUCCUACUGCUGAGAUUGUUUUAUACCACAUCUUUUUUACUGCUUUUUUGUUGCUUAUUUAUAUAUUUUUGUAUAGUAACUUCAUAUUAAAACGUUCAAAAUGUC
Acanthochromis polyacanthus (spiny chromis) is the source of this 6435-nucleotide messenger RNA. Its product is annotated as equilibrative nucleoside transporter 2-like. NCBI's taxonomy places the organism in Eukaryota, Metazoa, Chordata, Actinopteri, Pomacentridae. The record is from RefSeq and is a predicted model, not a curated record. Gene Ontology annotation, cellular component: basolateral plasma membrane; plasma membrane. Gene Ontology annotation, biological process: uridine transmembrane transport; hypoxanthine transport; thymine transport. The transcript is spliced from 20 exons. Gene Ontology annotation, molecular function: nucleoside transmembrane transporter activity. The coding region runs from base 2914 to 4215 and encodes 433 amino acids.